This is a messenger RNA of Sciurus carolinensis (gray squirrel), 1479 nucleotides long. It is a transcript of the gene Znf428, whose product is annotated as zinc finger protein 428. Lineage: Eukaryota; Metazoa; Chordata; Mammalia; Rodentia; Sciuridae. Bases 761 to 1339 code for a protein of 192 amino acids. The transcript has 4 exons. The record is from RefSeq and is a predicted model, not a curated record.
AGUGGCGGCAGCCGUCACCGAGGAGCCGGCAGCGGUCUUGAGCCGAGAUGACCUGAGGGCGAGACCAGACUCCUUUCCUCCCCCGACGCGGCUUCGCACGCUCCUGGGGCAUCCUGGGAAAGCCGGCACUGCGCCUUACAGUAUUGUGGGAGUCGUUACAGGCCUGGUGUAUCCCGGGAAGGACCGCCCUAAGUCCUUGUGGGGGUCCGGUCCCUUUGGUCGUGCGCCUUCCCCCGAGCGUCCUGGAGUCGGGAGUGCCUCGGUGUAGGGCGUCUUGAAGGGGCAAAAGAAGACAUUCCAGACGGCAACAGCAGGGUGCACCAAGUGCUUCAGAUGCGAUAAGACCUGCUGCGCACAGGGAGAACCUGGAGUUUGUAGCAGGGGUAGGCUUUGGGAGUAUUAUCAGUCACUGUUCAUGGAGUUUUUCUGCCACAUACCAGCAAUAUGUGAGUCUACCGAAUCUUCAAAAAAAUUUUGAGCCAUUAAAAUCAUUUUAUGAGAGGUAAGAUGACAUGGCUUCAAAUCCUAGUUAGACCACCUGCCAGGUGCUGUGACCUUGGACUACUCAUUUAUCCUCUACUUCACCUUCCUCAUCUGCACAAAGAAGAUAAUGUGUCGACAUGGUUUUGAGCAUCCCUCUCUACCUGCCAACAUCCUGUAUUAGAAGAAUUGGUGGCCGGAGGUGUGACUGGAGAGCUGGCCGGGGAGGGACGCUGCCCAGCUGCUGCUCUUCUCCUGUCUCCCGUCCCCUCCCCUGGCCAUGACAGAGACUCGGGAGCCAGCUGAGACUGGGGGCUACGCCAGCUUAGAAGACGAUGAUGAAGACCUCUCCCCAGGCCCUGAGCAUUCCUCUGACUCCGAAUAUACUCUCUCAGAGCCGGAUUCCGAAGAAGAAGAAGAUGAGGAGGAGGAGGAAGAGGAGACCACUGACGAUCCCGAAUAUGACCCGGGCUACAAGGUGAAGCAGCGCCUUGGUGGGGGCCGGGGAGGCCCGUCUCGCCGGCCUCCCCGUGCAGCCCAGCCCCCAGGUCCCCCAGCCCAGCCUUGCCAGCUCUGUGGCCGCUCACCACUUGGGGAGGCCCCACCGGGCACCCCACCUUGCCGGCUCUGCUGCCCUGCUACAGCCCCCCAGGAAGCACCAGCCCCUGAAGGCAGGGCCCUCAGGGAGGAAGAGGAGGAGCCACCUCGAGCUGGGGAGGGACGGCCAGCUGGGCGGGGGGAGGAGGAGGAAGAGGAGGAGGAGGAGGGCACUUACCACUGUACAGAGUGUGAGGACUCCUUUGACAACCUCGGCGAGCUGCAUGGCCACUUCAUGCUGCAUGCCCGGGGGGAGGUGUAGACAGAGCCCCCAACCUAGGGAGCUGGGCAGAAGGGGUGGGGCGGGAGGAGGGGGCUGAGGAAGUCAGCAUGGUCCCGGAAAUGGGGUACUGCUGAUCUGUGUUGUCUUAGUAGUAGAUGUGUGAAGGCCAGAAUAAAAUG